Ailuropoda melanoleuca (giant panda) is the source of this 4142-nucleotide messenger RNA. RefSeq names its product calmodulin binding transcription activator 2 (gene CAMTA2). The transcript has 23 exons. Gene Ontology annotation, cellular component: nucleus. The record is from RefSeq and is a predicted model, not a curated record. Gene Ontology annotation, molecular function: protein binding; double-stranded DNA binding; transcription coregulator activity. Gene Ontology annotation, biological process: regulation of transcription by RNA polymerase II. Bases 367 to 4065 code for a protein of 1232 amino acids. Lineage: Eukaryota; Metazoa; Chordata; Mammalia; Carnivora; Ursidae.
CCCCGGCCCCCGGCCCGACCCUCGCCGCCGCGCGCCCGCGGGCUCUGUCCCGUGGCGUCUCCGGAGCGCCCCUGCGUGCUGGCGGGCGGCAGACCCUCCCACGUCGGGGCUUCUCCGGGGACCCCCCCCUCGGGCCGCUCCGCACCCUGGCAGGCUGCCGGGCCGGGACUGCGCACCUGCGCCCUGGGGCGGAGUCCUUACCCCGACCCAGCUGCCCUGCACACGGCCGGCGCGGACGGGCCUCCUCCCCUCUCCACCUCGGACACCUGGCGGAGCCCGCCGCCCGGAGCCCGCGCAGAGAGCAUCCUCCGGCUUCCAUCUGUUCCUUCGGGAGGGUGGGGGCUCAGGCUGGAGCCAGAGUGGUAGAUGGGCACAGACUCCCCCUCCCCCCGGCCCCUCAGGCCGGGGGUGACCUUGCCCCCUGGAGCCCUCACCAUGAAUACCAAGGACACCACCGAGGUUGCUGAGAACAACCACCACCUGAAGAUCUUUCUCCCCAAGAAGCUGCUGGAGUGUCUUCCUCGCUGUCCGUUGCUGCCUCCGGAGCGGCUUCGUUGGAACACAAAUGAGGAGAUCGCAUCCUACUUGAUCACCUUUGAGAAGCAUGACGAGUGGCUGUCCUGUGCCCCAAAGACAAGGCCUCAGAACGGCUCCAUCAUCCUCUACAACCGCAAGAAAGUGAAAUACCGGAAGGACGGUUACCUGUGGAAGAAACGGAAGGAUGGCAAGACCACGCGAGAGGACCACAUGAAGCUGAAGGUCCAGGGCAUGGAGCCUGUCUCCUGGCAGUGUCUCUAUGGCUGCUACGUUCACUCUUCCAUCGUCCCCACAUUCCAUCGGCGCUGCUACUGGCUGCUCCAGAACCCUGACAUCGUGCUUGUGCACUAUCUGAACGUCCCCGCCCUGGAGGAUUGCGGGAAGGGCUGCAGCCCCAUCUUCUGUUCCAUCAGCAGCGACCGUCGCGAGUGGCUGAAGUGGUCCCGGGAGGAGCUGCUGGGGCAGCUGAAGCCCAUGUUUCAUGGCAUCAGGUGGAGCUGUGGCAACGGGACAGAGGGCUUCUCUGUGGAGCAGCUGGUGCAGCAGAUCCUGGACACCCACCCGACCAAGCCCGCGCCGCGGACACACGCCUGCCUCUGCAGUGGGGGCCUCGGUUCUGGGAGCCUCACCCACAAAUGCAGCAGCACGAAACACCGCAUCAUCUCUCCCAAAGUGGAGCCCCGAGCUUUAACCCUGACCUCUGUCCCCCACCCCCACACCCCUGAGCCCCCUCCGCUCAUAGCCCCUCUUCCCCCGGAGCUCCCCAAGGCACAUACUUCCCCGUCCUCUUCUUCCUCCUCGUCCUCCUCGUCCUCCGGCUUUGCAGAGCCCCUAGAGAUCAGACCGAGCCCUCCCACCGCUCGAGGGGGUCCAUCCAGAGGAGGCACCGCAAUCCUCCUCCUGGCGGGACUGGAGCAGCGUACCGGGGGCUUGACGCCCACCAGGCACCUGGCCCCCCAGGCUGAUCCUCCGCCUUCCGUGAGCUUGGCUGUGGUGGUAGGCUCUGAGGCCUCUGCCCCGCCGGCUCCUCCCAGCCCUGCCUUUGACCCGGAUCGUUUUCUCAACAGCCCCCAGAGGGGCCAGACAUACGGAGGGGGGCAAGGGGUAAGCCCAGACUUCCCCGAGGCAGAGGCCGCCCACAUCCCCUGCCCUGCCCUGGAGCCCGCCGCUGCGCUGGAGCCCCAAGCCGCUGCUCGGGGUCCUCCUCCUCCGCCAGGAGCAGGUGGGAAAAGAGGAAACCGCUUCUUCAUCCAAGACGAUGGCAGUGGGGAGGAGCUCAAGGCCCAGAGGGCCGCCCCGCCCGCACCUUCGCCCCCUCCUUCGCCCCCACCCUCCCCUGCGCCCCUGGAGCCGGCCGGCAGGGGAGGCAGAGGGGAGGCCUUGUUUGGAGGAGCUGCUGGGGCCAGCGAACUAGAGCCCUUCAGUCUUGCAUCAUUCCCAGACCUCAUGGGAGAGCUCAUCAGCGACGAAGCUCCAGGCGCCCCUGCCCCAACCGCCCAGCUCUCUCCUGCUCUUAGCACCAUCACAGACUUCUCCCCAGAGUGGUCCUACCCGGAGGGUGGGGUCAAGGUGCUCAUCACAGGUCCCUGGACAGAGGCCGCCGAGCAUUACUCCUGUGUCUUUGAUCACAUCGCUGUGCCAGCCUCGCUUGUCCAGCCUGGGGUCUUACGCUGCUACUGUCCUGCCCAUGAAGUGGGGCUGGUGUCUUUGCAGGUGGCGGGGCGGGAGGGGCCCCUUUCUGCCUCUGUGCUCUUUGAGUAUCGAGCCCGCCGUUUCCUGUCACUGCCUAGUACUCAGCUCGACUGGUUGUCACUGGACGACAACCAGUUCCGAAUGUCCAUUCUGGAGCGGCUGGAGCAGAUGGAGAAGCGGAUGGCGGACAUGGCAGCCGCCGGGCAGGCUACCUGCCGCAGUCCGGACGUGCCUCCAAUCCAGGACGAAGGCCAGGGGCCCGGCUUUGAGGCACGGGUGGUGGUCUUGGUAGAGAGCAUGAUCCCACGCUCCACCUGGAGGGGUCCUGAACACCUGGCGCAUGGAAGCCCCUUCCGGGGCAUGAGCCUUCUGCACCUGGCCGCCGCCCAGGGCUACGCGCGCCUCAUCGAGACCCUGAGCCAGUGGCGGAGCGUGGGCACUGGGAGCUUGGACUUAGAGCAAGAGGCGGACCCGCUCAACGUGGACCAUUUCUCUUGCACCCCUCUGAUGUGGGCCUGUGCCCUGGGCCACCUGGAAGCCGCCGUGCUCCUCUUCCGCUGGAACAGACAGGCGCUGAGCAUUCCCGACUCUCUGGGCCGGCUGCCCCUGUCUGUGGCACACUCCCGGGGUCACGUGCGCCUUGCCCGCUGCCUCGAGGAACUGCAGAGACAGGAGGCUUCAGCCGAGCCCCCACUCGCCCUGUCGCCACCCUCCUCCAGCCCCGACACUGGGCUGAGCAGUGUGUCCUCACCCUCGGAGCUGUCGGACGGCACUUUCUCUGUCACGUCGGCCUACUCCAGUGCCCCGGACGGCAGCCCUCCACCUGCGCCUCUGCCAGCCUCUGAGAUGGCCGUGGAGGAGAUCGUCCCAGGCCUGCUCUCCGCAGGUGCCCCUGAGGCCCCCCUAUUCCUCAUGGACUGUGAAGCCACCAACCCCCAUGGGCCAGCCCCCUCACCGCCUCCUCUCCCACCAGCCCCAGAAGGUGGGGCUGCCGUGGAGGAAGCGGACAGCCCACCGGCUGUGGAUGUGAUCCCGGUGGACAUGAUCUCACUGGCCAAGCAAAUCAUCGAAGCCACACCAGAGCGGAUUAAACGAGAGGACUUUGUGGGCCUGCCGGAGGCCGGAGCACCCAUGAGGGAGCGGACGGGGGCCCUGGGGCUCAGCGAGACCAUGUCCUGGCUGGCCAGCUACCUGGAUAACGUGGACCAUUUCCCCACCUCAGCCCCUCCCAGCGAACUGCCCUUUGAGCGUGGGCGCCUGGCUGUCCCUCCAGCACCGUCCUGGGCAGAGUUUCUGUCUGCCUCUGCCAGCGGCAAGAUGGAGAGUGACUUCGCCCUGCUGACGCUGUCGGAUCAUGAGCAGCGGGAACUGUACGAGGCAGCUCGCGUCAUCCAGACGGCCUUCCGAAAGUACAAGGGCCGGAGGCUGAAGGAGCAGCAGGAGGUGGCCGCGGCUGUGAUCCAGCGCUGCUACCGCAAGUACAAGCAGCUGACCUGGAUUGCGCUUAAGUUUGCGCUCUAUAAGAAGAUGACCCAGGCGGCCAUCCUGAUCCAGAGCAAGUUCCGAAGCUACUAUGAGCAGAAGCGGUUUCAGCAGAGCCGCCGGGCGGCUGUGCUCAUCCAGCAGCACUACCGCUCCUACCGCCGCCGGCCCGGGCCUCCCCACCGGCCCACGGGCAGCCUGCCCACCCGCAGCAAAGGCUCCUUUCUCACCAAGAAGCAGGACCAGGCAGCCCGGAAGAUCAUGAGAUUCCUGCGGCGCUGCCGACACAGGAUGAGGGAACUGAAGCAGAACCAGGAGCUGGAAGGGCUCCCCCAGCCCGGACUGGCCACCUGACCUGCGCCCCGCCUUCCUCACCGCCGUGGGGGACGCUUCUGGCAGUCUUAACAGGGAGAGGGCUCUCCGGGGGAGGG